UGCACUCCUGCCAGCCGGGCUCCCUCGGCCGCGGCGGGGCCGGGCCGGCUCCGGUGAGGCGUCGAGGCCGGCGUCGGUAGCUGCCUCCUUCCCCGCCUCCCCUCAGGGCUCCCCGCCCAGGAGGCGGGAGCCCGCCGCCCGCUUCAGCCCAGCCCGCCGCGGAGGGGCGAAGCCAGCGACGCCGCCCGGCGGAGCACCAUGCUGGAGUCCAUCCGUGUCACCGAAAAACUUCACUGGCCUAAGACAGAGCUUUCUAAGAAAUCAAUCCUGAGUCCAGAAGAACAUAAGCUGAACAUUAAUAAUGAAAACAGCCUCCAGCACCCACCUUCUGGGAUCCUUAAGGACAUUUUCACAACAGGAACCAGUAGCUACAAUGUCCUUCUGCAGAGCAAAGAGGAGAAAAAACACCACCCUCAAAAGCAGCCAUCUGCCCACCACAAGAAACACAGAAAAACUACAACGGGUUCUACCACCUCGCGAAGCAACGAGCACCGCAAAAUCAAAGUCCCGCUCCCCUUGCUGAGCGGCGGGUGGUACUGCACAAACAGACAGUCCCCCAUCAUCGUCACCAGCCCGGUGUCUACUGGCAUGAAGUUUACAAACAGUAUGUCAGUUGCAGAGAGCAGCGUAGGACUGCCAUCUCGACCCAAAAGUCGAACUAAGCGGCAUUUUAAUCUGACAAAGCCAAAGCAAUCCCAGACCUCAAAAAGCCAUGGAAAAGAAGGUGAUGUCUCUGGCCGAAAACUCUGUUUACUGACUGCAAUCAAGCCUUCCAAUGUGGAGAAAGAGAAGAUGAAAUUCUUCAAUUCAGAUUUCACAUACAAUCCUCAAUUUGAAUACGAAAACCCUGCUCUGCCAAAUGUGUUAGCUAAGCACAGCCAUGCAUCUGACAGAUUUCUUAAGCAGUCCAUUAACAUUAUGGAGCGGACAUUGCAGAAAUAUGGAAGCUAUGAAAAAUUUGAACAGGCCACUGGAGGCAGCUUGCUGACCAAAAGUCGCAUCUGGAAUCACGUCAGGAAAUACAUGGUGAAAGAAGGCUGUCUUGGUGAGAUUGUGGUCCAUCUCACGGAGGACCUGCUAUCUCGAGCCUCAAUGACAGUGGUGAAUGGCCGCCCCACUCUCACUAUCAAUAUCUCCACUGCGCGAGAGCACUGGCUGGAAGGGAUGCUGAGACAUGAAAUUGGAACUCAUUAUUUUCGGGGUUUUAACAACAACAGCCAGCCUUGGUGCAACUGGAAUGGACGUCGAAAACAUGGGUUAAAACCAAUCAAUCCUACAGAAGAGGGGCUAGCAAGCAUUCACAGUGUCCUCUUCCGCAAAGACCCUUUUCUUUGGAGGGCUGCCCUGCUCUACUACACAGUGUAUCAGGCCAGCCAAAUGUCCUUCAGUCAGCUUUUCCAGGACGUGGGGAAAUUUGUCAAGGACCCCAAUACGAGGUGGGAUUACUGCGUACGAGCCAAGAGAGGGUGGACUGACACAUCACAACCAGGCUGUUUCAAUAAGGAUCAGGUGUACUUGGAUGGCAUCCUCCGAAUCCUGAGAUACAGGGAGUCCAUUGAUUUCCAUCUUCUGACAGCCCUUGGAAAGAUCUCAUAUGAGGAUGUGGACCGCCUGAAAGGAUUAGCCGUGAUUGAGAACAUGAGGGUACCACACUUUUUGCAAGACCAUGCCCGGUAUAUGGAGCACUUGGAAAAGAUCAUGGAAGUCAAUGAGCUGACUGACGAAGAGCUCCAGGAUCUCAUAAAUUAACAGUAGCAGCCCACCAUUCACUUACCCUCUGCAAUUGAGGAUGCAGAAUUGGACUUCCCAGAGCUUGCAAAAAUGGAUUUAUGAGGGGUGGGGCGGGAGGAAAGGGUGUCCAGAAUAUAUGGAAUUCAGAAAAAGUCCUCUCUAUGUUCCUUUUGCAUUGUGAUUAUAUAGUGAUUAUUUUUUAAAGGGUUUGUGCAUUUUUUUAAAAUUUGGCUUAGGAAUUCCUUUGCAGUGAUCUGUCCAAUCAUCUACUCUGUUUUAUAUGCUAGGUAUAGUCCUUGACACUGUCUUUUAUAAGAUACUGCCUUUUCCCACACAGGUUUAAAGGUGGAGGAAAGGAGAAAGAAGAGAAAUUCCCCCUUAGUUCACUUGUGUUUUCCCUGUCUUUGGUCACGGUUCAUAGAAAUAGAACUGCUGUAGAUUAUGCUACAUCGCUGUCUGUGUAACAAUUUCCCAUUUAGUCAUCAUUGCAAUGAAAAAAGAAAAUUUAAAAACACAGUGCACAGAAGCAGGUCUUUGUGCCAUGGGAUCAAAAAAAGUUUUGAGUUCUUUUUUUACUGGGAGACUUAGCAUUAAAAAAAAAAAGUUGGUAUUGCUGUUUUAAUGACUGUAAGCAGGUAGAAAAGUUAUCCCCCUUUAUCCCCUCAAAAAGUUAGUGUUCUACAUCUUUAUCUGUAUAGUACAUGUUUCAGGAAGCUGAAUAAUGGAAAGGGUCUUCCUUCUUUGAGGACAAGCAUAGCAUGCGUAGGAAGUUCAACAUGGCAGCGUUUUGGAAGAAGGAUCAAGCAGAACUGUGAUUUCAUGACUGAACAUGUUUUAAAUAAAUUCAGGAACAUGGGGACAUGAUUCUGCACAGCAUGCAGCACCACUUCUCUGGGUCACCUGAGCCUACAGAAGGUCAAGUCAACUUUUUGAGCAGUACGUCCAUGCUACAGCAAACUUGAGCUUGCAGAGCUUGUUGAAGAAACAAGAUGUGAAUGGGGGGAAGAUUCACAAGUGUCCUAUUCCUGUGUUCCAACAGAAGUGCUGCACCACUCUGAAGCAACCUUACCUCUGUUUUAAUUGCCGGUGCUAUAUCCAGAACCAAGAAGAGAAAGCAGCUUACUGUAAGGCAUAGCUUAGAUGACACAGGAGAACUUGCUACAUAAACUACAUUUUCUGAUUCCGGAGUAUUAUGGAAUUAUCGAGGCAAACAGAGUCUUGCACUUGUAAGUAUUCUGACAAAGGGUUUUGUUUUAGUAGGCAGCAUUUUACCAGGGCUCCUCUAAACUCCCGGGAAGCAGCUAUGGUAGGAGAGACUGGGCAGGAACUAGUGAGAGCCUUGGAUGGUGCUUCUGCCCUUUCUUCCCCUUCUGCCUUGGCCCACUGGUAACAGGCCCGGCUUUGGAUAAGGCGAGAAGAUGGAGCCAAGGUUUCCUCCACACCACAUUUGCAUGGACCUCAGCCCUGAUAUCCCUCCCUCCCCACUUACCCUGUUCUUUAAUGAAAUGGAUGGAAUAACCCUCCCACCUUAUGGCAGGACAUUACCAGCCAUGACAGCAAAGUCUUGAGAACACAUUUUCUGAUCCAGAGAAAAAUCUGUGAGGAAAAGCUCUCAGCAGGCUGAGAGAUCUGAAGGUUUUUGAAUAAUCCCAUAAAAGCAGCUGCCUUUUAGAUAGUAUUGCUAGUGUGUCUGCAGCGGCUGGCUGGCCAACUGCUUGAGGAAAAGAAAAUGCGCUCCACAAGCAUAAAUUUACUAAAUUUGGGUAUUUUCAAGGCAGGGACCAAGAACUGCUCACAGCAGCAGCCUUAAUUUUGUAUUGUCAGUGUUGUUCAUGAGCUGAAAGCCUUUCAGCCUCUGUAUGCUAAAAUAAAAGCCCCUUUUCUCUCCUGCCUCCCUUCAGGCUGUCUGGUUUGAUCACUGAUAACUUUGCCUGCCCAGCUUUGUUUUAGAGCCGUGCCGAGCAGACACGGUGUUGCAGCAGCCUGACAGGGACCCUUUGCAGUCAUGCACUCACGUGCUCCAGGUUUUGGCUCCUUUGCCACAAGCAGCAAGAAAGCCACACGUGGCUGAUGUCGAGUCAAAGAUUGCAGUCAAAAGCUGUCUUUGGAGUAAAUCGGGCAGAGAUUGUUUGAGCUACGCCACGGAAGAAUCUGGCUCACUUUGCUGAUCCAGAGAUAUGUGAAAGGGCCGGUUCUUUAUGAAAAGGAUAAAUUUGAACUGAUUUUUUUUUUCUUAAAAGAGAGAAUUCCCUGUCUUCCAGUGAUUUCUAUGUAAGCAAAGUGCUUUUUCACCGCCCCCUGUAGUAAUGUCUUAUAAUCUAAGUGUAGGUACGCAACAUGUCAUUGAAACCAGGGGGCUGUGCCAGUCACCCUGCUUUGCCACAAAGCACCAUGCCUACGUCCCUUCCUCCAACAGCCAGUUGAUUCUUUUGCCACUCUGUAGCCCUCAACACUACUACAGGCCUUUUUGCUUUACUCAAAGACCUGCAUCGUGUUUUCUUCAAAGCAGUAGGUGCCAUUAAACUUCUGCUCUUCGUUAUUCUAAGAAAUAGAUUUGCCUUGUGAAAAGUCAGUCUGGAAGCUGUCAGUAGCAAAGUAAUACCGUAGCCAUAGAGGAAGCUGUCAGCUUCUGUUUUCAGCAUCAGAUUUAUCCUUCCUCCUUUGUAAAAGCGUUUCAAAUUUUGAGGCGUAGCUGUUGUAAAUUUUCCACUGUGAAGAGGCUGGUUACUAAGUCAUGAUCCUGAAGUUGUGUAAUAAAAUAUCUGUACAGCAGCGCACGUGAGCUCACAUCGCUGCACGGUUUCAUGGUGUCCAUGAUGUGAUGGCAGCCUUUCCUAUAGCAGUCUGGCGCAGUUGCUUUGCUGUGUGGUGCUACUUCUACAUUAUUCCUAUACAGAAACCUGGUCAACAUUGAAAUGGGGAGGCUUUUCCACCAGACCAGUUUUAAAAGGCAUUUUAUACAACUUUUGCAAAUAAAGUUAAAUGAAAGAAUGACAGAGAUGAGGGUACUGAAGUGUUACAUCGUGUUGUGUGAGAGCGUUACUCUCCUUCAACAGCAUUGGCUCUACAGCUAGUCGGACGUCCCAAGCUGUGCAUGGAAGAGAUGGCUUUCUGACACAGUUUUGAAAAACAUGACUUGGGGUUGGAGUCAUG
Chroicocephalus ridibundus (black-headed gull) is the source of this 4884-nucleotide messenger RNA. It is a transcript of the gene MATCAP2, whose product is annotated as microtubule associated tyrosine carboxypeptidase 2. The transcript is spliced from 7 exons. Lineage: Eukaryota; Metazoa; Chordata; Aves; Charadriiformes; Laridae. The record is from RefSeq and is a predicted model, not a curated record. Bases 199 to 1749 code for a protein of 516 amino acids.